This is a messenger RNA of Serpula lacrymans var. lacrymans S7.9, 468 nucleotides long. RefSeq lists its product as uncharacterized. Gene Ontology annotation, biological process: mitochondrial electron transport, cytochrome c to oxygen. The transcript has 4 exons. The coding region runs from base 143 to 445 and encodes 100 amino acids. The record is from RefSeq and is a predicted model, not a curated record. Lineage: Eukaryota; Fungi; Basidiomycota; Agaricomycetes; Boletales; Serpulaceae.
GGAUCUUUCUUGAAGGGUAGUUGUCAUCCCGGAGCCUGACCAAGAACUGGCUCUAGUGAAUACACUACAACCAGCUCUUGGGCUAGUGUCUUUCAGCGAUAUCCUAUACCGUAACGGAAAGAUCUUGCUGUUUCUAUCUUACAUGAUUUCAUGGAAGGGGAUUGGGUGUGAUUUGUUCACCGUUUUAUUCAUAACCAUCAUGUCGCUGCUCGCUCGUGCACCACUGACGCUACGCCAACACGCUGGCCGUUCUCGUACUGUGCUUUCGCGUUCGAUGCACGAUUAUCAUCACUUUCCUUUCCAGUUCCCGGGGGAGAAGAAGAAAGCUGCAUUUGGCCUGAAGGUUGCACUUUUCCUGACUACAGGUUUCAGCUUGCCUUUCGCUGCUGCAUUAUUUCAGCUAAAAAAUCCGGAGCUGUUUGAUAAGGCAUAUGUUUUUGAGUAGAUCACAGCAUUGUUCUUUAUUAG